AAGUCCGUUUACCAUUUGCUUGGCGAUGGCUCCCUCGUAGCACCCCCGUUCUUUGACGACCUUUCCACUACGCAUCUUGCUCUCGUCAUCAUGGCGUCCCUCUUUACUGUAUUCGUAAGGAAUACAACUCUAUCAGCUGCAUUCUUAUGGUCAGGUGGAGUUCGCAAGAAAAGUCUUUUAUACACUCUAUUCCUCAGUCAACUUCUCGCACCUAUCUCCAUCCUGUCUAUGCUUAUCGCCCAAUUUCACCCUAAUUUCGAUUGCAAAAUAAUCAUGCGCAUCGCAGUCGCUAGCGCAGGAAUAUCCUUUUCUUUAUUGAUAUCCGGCACUCUAGGCGUAAAGGCUUACCGAUGCCUAGACAACUCUCGCUUAGUUCUAGUCAUCUUGGUCAUACUAAGGACUGCUGCAAUCAUUUUCCUUGCUCUUGAUCUGGCAUUGCUUAACAGUUAUCGCAGUCUUGCAGGCCGCUGCUACCGAACAUCUAAUUCCAUGUCAUAUACUUUCAUAAUACUUUUAUUUGUCGAAUCGCUAUUCGUCUGUCUGUGCUUUCUCUAUGCUGUUCGGAAGUCACUCGGUUCCGUCCAGGGUAGAAUUACUGUAUCACUCUCUCUUGACGAUGUCGCAGAUUCCCAUCUAGACAUCCAAAAAGAGAGCAUCAAGCAUUACGAGACCGCUCACAGCCGCCGUGACAGGUGGGAUUAUGUUCCUACUGUAAAUUAUCCUGCUCUAUUCACCUGCAGAUCCCGUAGAACUCAGUCUCUCUCCUAUGACCCAAGUAUUCCCAUGGGUGGUCUUUCCAGGAGUGAAAGAGUGCAUGAUCCGGAGAAUGUGCCCUCUAGAUUGCCCAUCCCACCGCUGGCUACAAAAUCCCCUCUCGCUGGCACAUCCCCAAUUCCUCGCCGGCCAUCUUCUCCUGCCGUCUCAUCCAUAAGUCGCAUGAGUCAAUAUAUGCCUCGAGUAGCGUUGUUCAGAGAAGUGAUGAGAGAUGAAUUAUUCUACACCACCUUUAUCACUGCUUCCACCGUCGUUUCCGUCAUAAUGACUAUAGUCGGUGUUAAUAGCGUGGGCCCGGCUGAUCAUGUAGCUUGGAUGGCCUUUGACUGGGCCUUCAUUUCGUGUCUUGUAAUGCACAGUUUUGGUCGUGUCAUCCGCCGCCAUGAAAACGAAGCUUUGUUACAGCAGCCUAGUGUUUGGCAUCGCAGUUUGCGUACGGACCACAGUACUGCAGAUAUUUCAGCGGAGGGAAGGGUAAGAUCUCCUAGGCCUUCGUUUGCU
This is a messenger RNA of Suillus fuscotomentosus, 1275 nucleotides long. RefSeq lists its product as uncharacterized. The record is from RefSeq and is a predicted model, not a curated record. NCBI's taxonomy places the organism in Eukaryota, Fungi, Basidiomycota, Agaricomycetes, Boletales, Suillaceae. The annotation marks the transcript as partial. The transcript has 7 exons.